Messenger RNA from Desarmillaria tabescens, 709 nucleotides. Its product is annotated as ribosomal S13/S15 N-terminal domain-containing protein. Gene Ontology annotation, molecular function: structural constituent of ribosome; small ribosomal subunit rRNA binding. Gene Ontology annotation, cellular component: nucleolus; ribosome; cytosolic small ribosomal subunit. Gene Ontology annotation, biological process: translation. The transcript is spliced from 4 exons. NCBI's taxonomy places the organism in Eukaryota, Fungi, Basidiomycota, Agaricomycetes, Agaricales, Physalacriaceae. The coding region runs from base 92 to 547 and encodes 151 amino acids. The record is from RefSeq and is a predicted model, not a curated record.
UGGACUGUUGUCCGGUCUGCCUUUGGAUUUUUGUCGCCUCAAGCAAAUACCAACCCGUCGUCCCCGUCUUCAAGAAAAAAACUAGCCAGCCAUGGGUCGCAUGCACGCUCCCGGAAAGGGUAUCUCCUCUUCUGCUCUCCCAUACCGCCGGGCCCCCCCAUCAUGGCUCAAAACGACCCCCGAGGACGUCGUUGAUCACAUUGUCAAGUUGGCCAGGAAGGGUCUCACCCCCUCGCAGAUUGGUGUUGUCCUCCGUGACUCGCACGGUAUCCCCCAAGUGAGGUUCGUUACGGGUAACAAGAUUCUGAGGAUCCUCAAGUCCAACGGAUUGGGCCCAUCCAUCCCUGAGGACCUUUGGCACCUCAUCAAAAAGGCGGUCGCCGUCCGCAAGCAUCUUGAGGUUAACAGGAAGGACAAGGACUCCAAGUUCCGCCUGAUUCUCAUCGAGUCGCGUAUCCACCGUCUUGCUCGUUACUACAAGACGAAGCAGCAGAUCCCUCCUACCUUCAAGUAUGACUCGGCUACUGCGUCGACGUUGAUUGCUUAAAUGGAGGAUGUUGGUUUUCGUGGAGACUUGUGUAGCCAUGUUACUAUGAUAUUACCAGAUGCUAUGCAUAUGCUUUUCGACCUCCGCAGAACUAAGUCAAGUUAAUCCGCAGAGUUGCAUAAUAGUGAAGCCUCGAUAUCUUUUCCGUUGCCUUGAAGUUUA